This is a messenger RNA of Penicillium soppii, 507 nucleotides long. RefSeq lists its product as uncharacterized. Bases 1 to 507 code for a protein of 168 amino acids. The transcript is spliced from 3 exons. NCBI's taxonomy places the organism in Eukaryota, Fungi, Ascomycota, Eurotiomycetes, Eurotiales, Aspergillaceae. The record is from RefSeq and is a predicted model, not a curated record.
AUGUUCGCCAUGACUAGUUUGAUGAACAUCGCCCACCGUGCCUUUGGCGAGCAAGACCCCUGGGGCCAUGAAUUAUUCCAGUUGCCCCUCUUUAUGACAGGGAUUGAAACCAAGGAUCGAAUUCACGUAGAGUGGAUAAUUUCUAAAAUGAGCAGGUUGCGCUUUCGCACAGCAUUAAGUGAAAUUAUAUCCAUUCAAGACCGAAUGGGGAGACGGCUUUCUAUGGCCCGUGUUAAGCAAAUCUUGGAAGACCUUGCAAGAGAAGGAACUAAUGAGCGAAGUAAAAGCAAAGGCAGACCAACCAAGAAGGAAGCAGAGAAGAAGCAAUUUGAAGGCCCCUCGGUUAAACCGUCGGAGUCUGCAAUGAACGUUGUGUGUUCCUUCAACAGCGCUGACCUUUCUGCCACAUAUGCGCCCUGCAAUGACUCACUGCAGAUCUUCGAGAACAUUGGUAUGAUCCGUCGGAAUGCUUCUCCUGUCGGUCGCCUCGUCCAGCCCCAGCCAUGA